GAGGAGAAUCUACAGGCGCGUAGGGAGAGACUACGCGAUCUCGUAUCGAGCGAGGAGGCGAAUCUAACGAGGGAGAUCGUGGAGGUAGCGCGGCGGGACGAGUGCGCCCGGUUCGAAGAGAUGCUCGCGAGAACAGAGGAGUUGAGAAAACGCCACGACAAGGAACACGAAGCGACGGUAGCUGCCAAACAGAUGCAACGGUAUCUAGCCUCGUGUCCGGAUAUUAAGCAAGAAUUGUCGAGAAGAUCCGCGAUUGACGCGAAGCGAAGUAACGCGGCGCAGAUGGCGGACAACCAAGCGAGGGGAUUAGCGGAGAAGGAACUGGACGCUGUCUGGCACGAGAUAAUGCUGAGGGAGGCCGUGGCGAAGAGGCACAAAGAGACAGAGGAGUCGGAGAGACGAGCCUUAGCCCAGCAAGAAACGGUGUCCACUUUAGCCAGGCAAGUGGCGGACAAGUUGGCGCUGGAAGACGAGAAGAAGCGAGUCGAGAGAGACGAGCAGGAGCAUCUGGAGCGGCUGUGCGAGGAUACGCGUCGAGCGGAGUUGAGGAAUCUCGAGAUGAAAAGGCAAAAGCGGGAAAAGUUGAAGAAGGAACUCGAGGAGCAGAUCCUAACGACGAGCAAGUUCCUCGCCGAACGUGCCCGCGAGGAAGCCAUGGUGGAUCGCGCAUUCAUAGCGCUGGCCGAGGAGGAACAGGCUAUGGAGAAGACUCGUGCGAAACAGGACACCGCGGCCAUUCGCGUGGAAUUAAACUCCUAUCUGAAGUAUCUGAAAGACUUGAAGCAGGAGGAGGUCAAACGGAACCUCGAGAUGGAAGCCAUAAUUCGGCAGUCGCACGAGGCCACUGAGGCAAGACGCGAGCUCGCGCUGAAGAAAUUCAAGGAAACUCGCCGGCGCGCCGCGCAGGAAGUCCUUCGCGGCCGGGAGGAACAGCUGAUGACGCGGCAGGAGGCGGAGGAGCGGGCACGACGGAUGAAGAUGGAGGAGCGGGAGGCGCUCGAGAGACAGAUCGAGAUGGACGCCGACUUGACUGCGACGGAGCAGAAGGAGAGCAGACAAAAGGCGCUUCGUUACGGGCUGGAGCUCAAGGAGCAGCAGAGGUGCGCCGAAGAGACGAGACGCCACGAAUUGGAGGAGGAACAGCGGCAACACCAGUCCGAGAUGAAGAGGCAGGCGGAGGAAUAUCAGAGGCUCGCGGACGAGCUGUUGAACGCUUCCGAGAGCAUUACGCCGCAUCCGUUUAAAGCCCUACUAAAGGAGUGCUCUGAAGGAGUCCCCCUCCUGAAGGAGAAGGAAGGACGUUUCUGUCCUCCAACUUUAACUUCCGCCUUGUCAGUACGCGGGAAUCAUGUAAAGAGCCAGGUAGACCACUGUAUAAUCAAUCAGCGUGCUACCGCUAAAUUUGUGACGAUAGAAACCUGAGAAACGUUGAUAGAAAUUUAGGACAUCGAGAUCUUGACUUUAAGAAAAAUAUAAAAAUUACGAACGUGUAAAUGGUUAUAUAAUUUAUGUUCAUAUUAUUAAAAUAUUAAAGUGAUGUAACUUCUAAAAUUAUGGAUAAUAUGGCAUGAUAUUUUCAUUCCUUUUUCACUGCAGUUUCUUUUUACAGCCGUAUAAAGUAAUUAUAUCUUUUUAAUGAGAACACGUACAUUAAUUAGUUUCUUCUUUAUGUAAUUAAAUGGUGUAUAUUUCAUAGCAUGGUGUAAAUUUAAGCAUUCACAAGUAAAACUUAAUUGAUUGGUAAUCGUUAAUUAAUCGUUCAUUCGCCAGUGCAUUUAUCUAGACUU
This is a messenger RNA of Wasmannia auropunctata (little fire ant), 1787 nucleotides long. RefSeq names its product trichohyalin. Bases 121 to 1422 code for a protein of 433 amino acids. NCBI's taxonomy places the organism in Eukaryota, Metazoa, Arthropoda, Insecta, Hymenoptera, Formicidae. The transcript has 2 exons. The record is from RefSeq and is a predicted model, not a curated record.